This is a messenger RNA of Adineta steineri, 1086 nucleotides long. The record is from the annotation of a GenBank genome assembly. NCBI's taxonomy places the organism in Eukaryota, Metazoa, Rotifera, Eurotatoria, Adinetida, Adinetidae.
AUGGAAGACGUUCAACCAACUGUAGCCAAACAUCAUCAAUCAUCUUCAUCAUUAAUUAUCUCAUCUGUACAGAAUUGCUCUCUAACUCAAGAUGAAGAAGAUAAUUCUCAAAUACAAGUCGACAGAAACAACAAAUCACACAAUACAACAAAUGAAGACUCCUUUUUGACAACAUGGACCAAAUCAGAUUUUGAUAAGUAUCUAACUGAACUUUCACAAAUAUUUGAAGGGCAAUCUUCUCAGACUGAUACAUCAAUGGAAUUUUUAAGCAUGUUUAAUGAUAUUGAAACAGAUAAUGAACAGGUUUACUCAGUUGAAGAUCUCAUCAACACAAGUGAUCAAAUAUCAACAGCGAUCUCGUCAACAUCUGCGCAAAAUGAAGAACUAACUGGUACUGUCGACGAAUAUCAAGUGAGAUCAUUAAAUUCUUUAUCUUCACCGUCAAUUACAACAGAUACAAUAACAUCAGAAAUGUCCAUAAAGAACAAUUUGAAGAAAAGAAAAAGAGACCUAAUCAAAAAUCGCAAGAAAACCCUUGUUGUAACAGGAUUACGUGCUGAUAUAAAUCAAGCUGAUCUAUCUAAUUAUUUUCUUGGAUCUGUUCAAGUCAUAAUGAAACAAUGUCAAACAUCGUCUUUCAAAUAUGCGUUUAUUUUACAUGGAACAGCCGAGGAAGCUAAACACAAUUUUAAUCAACCUAUUGAUUAUAUUCGUCUUGGUCCGGAAUGUCUUGUCAAAUAUGCCGGUUAUUCUUCCCCCCUUCCUGUGAAUCAUCAAUCGUACGAUAAACAAACAAUUGCUGUUACAAAUAUACCAGAAAAUGUCAGCGAAGAUGAUUUGCGUCAUUUAUUUCCCAACUCGCGUAUAUUAAAUUAUUGUCCAGUACGGACUGUUGAGCGUAAAACCGUCCCCACUGGAAGUUCCAACAAAAUGAAGAUUUUAUGGGGAUAUGCGUUUCUUCAUUAUAACACUGUUCAACAAGUUGCCGAUGUUAUCGAAAAUGCUCAACAAUACAAGAUCAAUGAUCGAACAUUAUGUGUUGCUUUUUAUUCUAAGAACAAUCAAUUACAAUCAAUUACAAAAUAA